This is a messenger RNA of Physeter macrocephalus (sperm whale), 5333 nucleotides long. It is a transcript of the gene TTC17, whose product is annotated as tetratricopeptide repeat domain 17. The record is from RefSeq and is a predicted model, not a curated record. Gene Ontology annotation, cellular component: cytoplasm; actin cytoskeleton. Gene Ontology annotation, biological process: actin filament polymerization; cilium organization. Gene Ontology annotation, molecular function: protein binding. The transcript has 25 exons. The coding region runs from base 84 to 3680 and encodes 1198 amino acids. Lineage: Eukaryota; Metazoa; Chordata; Mammalia; Artiodactyla; Physeteridae.
UCCAGCGUCGACCUCCCCAAGAUGGCGAACGGCGGGGGUCCACUUCCGCUUCCGGUGUGAGAGCCCGGGCCAGGGGGGGCAAGAUGGCGGCGGCUGUAGGGGUCCGCGGCCGGUGCGAGCUGCCACCGUGCUCCAGUCCAGGCUGGUUUCUCAGCCUUUCCGCCUUGCUGAGUGUGGCAGCUCGAGGGGCCUUCGCCACCACGCACUGGGUCGUCACGGAGGACGGGAAGAUCCAGCAGCAGGUGGAUUCACCUAUGAACUUGAAGCAUCCCCAUGACUUAGUCAUAUUAAUGAGACAAGAAACAACAGUUAACUACCUCAGAGAAUUGGAGAAGCAAUUAGUUGCUCAAAAAAUUCAUAUAGAAGAGAAUGAGGACAGAGAUACAGGACUGGAACAGAGACAUAAUAAAGAGGAUCCAGACUGCAUCAAAGCCAAGGUACCCUUAGGGGACCUAGAUCUGUAUGAUGGCACAUACAUAACUUUGGAGAGCAAAGAUAUCAGCCCUGAAGAUUAUAUAGACACAGAAUCUCCUGUCCCUCCAGACCCUGAGCAGCCUGAUUGUACUAAAAUUCUAGAACUUCCAUAUAGUAUACAUGCUUUUCAGCACUUGCGAGGUGUACAAGAGAGAGUUAAUCUUUCUGCACCUCUGCUACCUAAAGAAGAUCCAAUCUUCACAUAUCUAUCUAAACGGUUAGGAAGAAGUAUAGAUGACAUAGGUCACCUCAUUCAUGAAGGCCUACAGAAGAACUCUUCCUCGUGGGUAUUAUAUAACAUGGCUUCAUUUUACUGGAGAAUAAAGAAUGAGCCGUAUCAAGUAGUGGAAUGUGCCAUGCGAGCACUUCACUUCUCAUCCAGGCACAAUAAAGACAUUGCCCUGGUCAACUUGGCGAAUGUUCUGCACAGAGCACACUUCUCUGCUGAUGCUGCUGUCGUGGUCCACGCAGCUCUGGACGACAGUGACUUCUUCACUAGCUAUUACACUUUAGGAAAUAUAUAUGCAAUGCUUGGGGAGUAUAACCACUCAGUGCUCUGUUAUGACCAUGCUUUACAGGCUAAACCUGGGUUUGAGCAAGCUAUAAAGAGGAAGCAUGCUGUCCUGUGUCAGCAAAAACUCGAGCAGAAAUUGGAAGCUCAACAUAGAUCCCUCCAGCGAACACUGAAUGAGUUGAAAGAAUAUCAAAAGCAACAUGACCACUACCUGAGACAGCAGGAGAUCCUAGAAAAACAUAAGCUGAUUCAGGAAGAGCAAAUCUUAAGAAAUAUCAUCCAUGAGACACAGAUGGCAAAAGAGGCACAAUUAGGAAAUCAUCAGAUAUGCCGUCUGGUCAACCAGCAGCAUAGUUUACAUUGCCAGUGGGACCAACCUGUGCGCUACCAUCGUGGUGAUAUCUUUGAAAAUGUGGACUAUGUUCAGUUUGGUGAGGAUUCAUCAACCUCCAGUAUGAUGUCUGUGAACUUUGAUGUUCAAGCAAAUCAGAGUGAUAUCAGUGAUUUGGUCAAGUCUUCUCCCAUAGCCCAUUCUGUUCUCUGGAUCUGGGGCAGGGACUCUGAUGCAUAUAGGGACAAACAGCAUAUUCUGUGGCCUAAAAGAGCAGAUUGUGCAGAAAGCUAUCCUAGAAUCCCUGUUGGUGGGGAAUUGCCAACGUAUUUUCUGCCUCCGGAAAACAAAGGACUCAGGAUCCACGAACUCAACAGUGAUGAUUAUUCUUCAGAAGAAGAGGCCCAAACCCCUGACUGUUCCAUAACUGACAUCAGAAAAAGCCAGACUCUGUCCUACUUAGUCAAAGAAUUAGAGGUCCGCAUGGAUCUGAAAGCCAAAAUGCCAGAUGACCAUGCACGAAAAAUUUUGCUUUCCCGUAUUAAUAACUAUACUAUCCCAGAAGAAGAAAUUGGGUCUUUCUUAUUUCAUGCUAUUAACAAGCCAAAUGCUCCUGUCUGGCUGAUACUCAAUGAAGCUGGACUCUACUGGAGAGCAGUAGGAAAUAGCACCUUUGCUAUUGCUUGUCUUCAGAGGGCUUUGAAUUUGGCUCCCCUUCAAUACCAGGAUGUUCCUCUUGUGAACUUGGCCAACCUUUUGAUUCACUAUGGCCUGCAUCUUGAUGCCACUAAACUGCUGCUUCAAGCUUUGGCCAUCAAUAGCUCUGAGCCCCUGACCUUUUUAAGCCUGGGAAAUGCUUACCUUGCUCUGAAGAAUAUCAGUGGGGCACUUGAGGCCUUUAGACAGGCUUUGAAAUUAACUACCAAAUGCCCAGAGUGUGAAAACAGCCUGAAGUUGAUUCGCUGUAUGCAGUUUUAUCCUUUUCUGUACAACAUCACCUCAUCUGUUUGCAGUGGUAAUUGUCAUGCGAAAACCCUGGACAACAGCCAUGACAAACAGAAAUAUUUUGACAACUCACAGUCACUGGAUGCUGCUGAAGAAGAGCCCUCUGAGACAGGAACAGAGGAAGACCCUGUGCUCUCUGUUGAGAAUUCAGGGAGGGACUCAGAUGUCCUUAGACUUGAAAGUACAGUGGUUGAGGAAAGCAAUGGUUCUGAUGAGAUGGAGAAUUCAGAUGAAACAAAAAUGUCAGAAGAGAUAUUAGCUUUGGUGGAUGAAUUUCAACAGGCAUGGCCUCUGGAAGGCUUUGGGGGAGCACUAGAGAUGAAAGGACGGCGUCUGGACUUACAGGGAAUACGAGUACUGAAGAAAGGUCCCCAGGAUGGAGUGGCCAGAAGCUCUUGCUAUGGAGACUGCAGAAGUGAAGAUGAUGAAGCAACAGAGUGGAUCACAUUCCAAGUCAAACGUGUAAAGAAACCCAAAGGAGAUCAUAAGAAAUCUCCUGGGAAAAAGGUAGAAUCGAAUCAGGCAGAAAAUGUACAUCGUAACCAAGCAAACCUGGAGAUCACUGGCCCAAAGGUGGCAUCUCCUGGGCCACAAGGAAAAAAGCGUGACUACCAGAGUCUGGGAUGGCCCAGCCCGGACGAGUGCCUCAAACUCCGCUGGGUAGAGCUGACGGCCAUCGUGAGUACCUGGCUUGCAGUUUCUUCAAAAAACAUUGACAUCACAGAACACAUAGACUUUGCCACUCCAAUACAGCAGCCAGCGAUGGAACCUGUUUGCAAUGGCAAUCUCCCCACAAGCAUGCACACCCUGGACCACUUGCAGGGGGUUUCCAACCGAGCCAGCCUACAUUACACGGGCGAGAGCCAGUUAACAGAGGUAUUGCAAAAUCUUGGCAAAGACCAAUAUCCACAGCAGUCACUUGAACAAAUUGGCACCCGAAUUGCCAAAGUUUUGGAAAAGAACCAGACGUCCUGGGUCCUUUCCAGCAUGGCAGCCCUCUAUUGGAGAGUGAAAGGCCAAGGAAAGAAGGCGAUUGACUGCCUACGCCAGGCCCUGCACUAUGCUCCACACCAAAUGAAGGAUGUGCCCCUCAUUAGCCUGGCCAACAUCCUGCACAACGCCAAGCUCUGGAACGACGCCGUCAUCGUGGCCACCAUGGCAGUGGAGAUCGCGCCACACUUUGCUGUGAACCACUUCACGCUGGGCAACGUCUACGUGGCGAUGGAGGAGUUUGAGAAAGCACUGGUGUGGUACGAAUCUACACUGAAGCUGCAGCCCGAGUUUGUCCCAGCCAAGAACCGAAUCCAGACCAUCCAGUGUCACUUAAUUCUGAAGAAGGGCCGGCGCUCUCCUUAGCUCACUCCUCCCUUCUCUCCUGUCUCUCUUUUCUCACGCUCUUCAAAACAGGAAUAAGAAACCAGUCAUUGUCAGUAUCUACUUUUAAUGAUGUGUGUGACAAUAACUGAGUAAGACAUAUAACAGGACUUUUACAUAUGUGGGAAUUGGUUUGUUUGGGUUUUUAAGUUCCUUCUUUCCCCCAGCCAACCUCAGAAACAUAAAUUUCUUAAAAGGAAAAUGCAGCCUAAAGAUAUUGUGUAAAUACUGAGCCAAGACAUUUCUGGAGCUGUGCUCUGUCUCGAAAAUGCCUUUAGGGCUUUUCUCAGUGGUCCAGCCAGCCUCCUCCACUUCGGAGGAGGGCGAAACCGCAUCGCACAUUCUCUGCUUCCCGUCGUAGCCUCUGUUGUCAGUGGAAAUGCAGAAGCCCAUCUGGUGCCAGUCAGUGAGAAGCAAUGUUCCGCGCUCUCCCCACUAGAUCUCCAUGCUGCCCCCAGCCUUGUCCGUUCCAUGCUGCUCCGAUCCAAACUCUCACAGGUAGUUGGCGGGGGAGGAAGGGGAAAUGAUUUUAAAAACAAAAUAUUUACGACAGAAACUCUUAGGAUCACCUGACCUUUGUGAUGUUAUUUAUGUUGGGGAGGGAGGGGGGCUGAGAAGGGGAAAUCAGCAGUGUACAACAUCGAUAUCAUUUGUACUUUAAUUACAAAUCACAAGGAAACCAAUAAGUUGAAAUCCUAUAUAACAGGUUUAUAUAUAUAGAAUAUGUAUAUUUGAAGCCCUCUACAGACUGAGUCUGUGUUUUACUAAUUCUUUGUUCACUGUGUUACCCAUCUUGGAAUGAGGCAUGAGUGUCGGCUCCCUCUCUCUGGGGCCUUCAGACUUAGCCCCUCAGGAGAGUGAUGAGCCAAGGUUGAGUGUUCCGUACAAUGCUUAUGCCUCUGGUCCAAGGAGAGUCAGAGACUCCAGGCAUUUGGGAGUCUUCAAGGGCACAUCCUGAGGACAAAAAUAAAAGUUGUUUAUGAGAAUAGGUCUGUGGUGUGGUUCUUCUUUAUAGAACCAGGCUCAUUUGGACAGCUCUGAAGCCUAACUAUAACUCUGGGUCAGAUCUUCUCAAGUCCUAGGUUGUCUUUAUCUAUCUUUCUUUCCACCAGAGCAAGAUGAGGGGAGAAACAAUCCAUCACUAGGUUUUAUGGUUGAUGAACUUUAUUAACACGAUACCUUUGACCAGGAAAGAUGCACAGUCAGCAGAUGUUCAGAGUUGAUAAUUGACCUUCCUGGGAAAGGAAGAAUAAUCUAAACCACAAAGUCAGCCCUCCAGUGAGCACUGAGAUCCUAAAGUUCAUCGAAGUAAGCUUCGUGGAGCUUUGGUGAGAGUUGUACCACUGUGAAACUGAGCACUCCCUUUGGGACAGGACUCCACUGAACACAGGGUUUCCUAGAACAUUAUCAGACACCAGUCAUCUCAAAUACUGGGUCACUAAACCUGGAGCAUUUGGUUCUAGCAGAGACUGUAAUUUCUUAGAAGCAGGUGAGCAGUCAGACAUGCCUGUCAACUCUCCUUCUGUCUUUUAUGCAGCUGGAGUCCAGCUAAUUUCAAACAAACAGUUUUAUAUCAGAUGUAUUUUGAGAAGCAGCUCAUUCAUUGCUGGAUAAAGUGAACCUCUUUUCACUGAG